Dibothriocephalus latus is the source of this 315-nucleotide messenger RNA. The record is from the annotation of a GenBank genome assembly. Lineage: Eukaryota; Metazoa; Platyhelminthes; Cestoda; Diphyllobothriidea; Diphyllobothriidae.
AUGUUGUGUCACCGUGUAAUUAAGCCCGUUGGAAUCCCCAAGGAAGAACACAAUAAGAAGGACGUAACUUUGGAAACCACCAAGAUGACAGUAUGUUGCGUACAAAACCUGGAGUUGCUGGUUAGUCGCUAUCGCGCUGAAUGUCGCCACCUCGAGGAUAGCACAGGUCUCGUGCGCGAAUUGGCGGUAUCCUCACAGUCCGUGUGCAACUCACUGUCUGACAGGUGCCAGUGGGUCAUAGGUGAUCGUCAAGCGCAGUCGCUUGGGCCCGUCAUCUGCUUUGGCGAACCUAAGCGGAACCUUAAUGAACUAUGA